Messenger RNA from Caenorhabditis briggsae, 1173 nucleotides. RefSeq names its product Protein CBR-IRX-1 (gene Cbr-irx-1). Gene Ontology annotation, biological process: regulation of transcription by RNA polymerase II; cell development; neuron differentiation. Bases 1 to 1173 code for a protein of 390 amino acids. The transcript is spliced from 5 exons. NCBI's taxonomy places the organism in Eukaryota, Metazoa, Nematoda, Chromadorea, Rhabditida, Rhabditidae. Gene Ontology annotation, cellular component: nucleus. The record is from RefSeq and is a predicted model, not a curated record. Gene Ontology annotation, molecular function: RNA polymerase II cis-regulatory region sequence-specific DNA binding; DNA-binding transcription factor activity, RNA polymerase II-specific.
AUGAUGCCUAUCGUCGGUCAGUGCAAACUUGAAGUAUUAAAAGUCGAAGAACCCUCAACACCAUCAACAACAACUCCGGCUCCACCCUCUGCUGAUGCACUUCGAGGAAUCAUCCCAUCCAAUAUUUUAAGUCAAUUCCCACUUCAUCCAGCCGCCAUGGCUCAAUUCCUCUCCGCUCAAGCUGCAGCUGCUCAACAGCCAAAUCUAGUAUUCCCAGGCGUUCCAAUGUUCCCACCUGGAAUCCCAGCAGAUUUUAAACCAGAACUUUUGAUGGCUGCUGGCGGUCCAGGACCAAUGCCAUUCAUGUUUGGAGAUGCUCAUCGUCUGUACCAUCCAUAUGGGUUGGAUGGAAUGAAGAAAAGGAAUGCGACUCGGGAAGCAACAGCACCAUUGAAAGAUUGGCUUCAUGCGCAUCGUAAGAAUCCGUAUCCAUCAAAAAAUGACAAACUGAUGCUGGCAGUUGGAACUGGAAUGACGUUAACGCAGGUGUCCACUUGGUUUGCCAACGCUCGACGACGACUGAAGAAGGAGAACAAGAUGACGUGGUCCCCACAGAACAGAAGAGGAGAUGGAUGUGAUGAUGAUGAGGACGAGGAUGAUGAUGAUAUGAACCGUCCAUCCAGCUCCACCUCUAUCAAUUCUGAAAGGAAAGGAGAAUCGCUCUUCGGAAAACCUCAUCUGGCAUCUCCAACGCCUUCAGGAGGAUCUGGGGGAUCAGAUGAUCUUCAGACGCCGAAGAAGGAGCAGAACUCUCCAAUCCCAGAUGAUUCGGAAUCGCCAAAAAGAAAACCAAAGAUGUGGUCCAUUGCCGAUGUCACCACUUCAGAUGACGAUUCAUCGAAAAAGGACUCGCCACCAUCUUCCGACGAGAAUAUGACAUCAAAUAGCCUUCUGAUCCAGUCGGCGAUGAAGAAACAAAUGGAAAUGUUCUCUCGGAUAGAUCCCAACAUCUUCCGCAUGAAUCCAUUCAUGUUUCAAUUGAUAGCCCAACAAGCAGCACAGAGCCAACAGAUUUCUCUUCUGCCAUCUCAGACGACGCCUCCAAAUGAAGCAGGUGAGCAGGUGAAGGUGAGCAGGUCUGAAUUCGCAAGCGGAGACGUCGACACCAUCCCCACUGUCUUCCCCAACGUCAUCUCCUCGGUCCCACCAAGAGUAGAGACUCCAGCUUAUUGA